Labrus bergylta (ballan wrasse) is the source of this 597-nucleotide messenger RNA. The record is from RefSeq and is a predicted model, not a curated record. NCBI's taxonomy places the organism in Eukaryota, Metazoa, Chordata, Actinopteri, Labriformes, Labridae.
GUUGGCCCUCAGCAGACUCGUCUCCUGACCCGGGCUGCCAAAGGAUUCAUGUGUCGAUCUCACAGCAAGUCCGGCGAUUCAAUCGGAGAGAGUGACAACGAGAACAAAGACUACAUUCCUCUGGUGUUGUUGCAGUUGGCUAGUGGUGCGUUCCCCUUGGACACAGCUCUGUGUGACGCCAUCAAUGUCCCUAUGGACAAGCUGAAGUGGACGUCACCUUUCAACAGCCACCGCACCAGCCUGGGCCACCUGUCUCACUCCAGCAGCCGCCGCACUGAGAGCGCCGAUGGCGGACACAGAUCGCCGUGUGAGCCAGAAACAAACCAGCCGUCCGCAGAGCACACUGUGGGCGUCCAGAGCCCAUCUCACCUGUCCAGGAGCAGCUGGAUGAAUGCUGCCUCUUCCUUAUUAGGCAGUCCAUCCACCACCGCGGAGCCCCAGCUGUCUCCGCUCUCCCAGGGGACAGUGGACGCGGCUCAGGGUCCGGGGGAUUGGAGCAGCAUCACUCAGCAGCAGCCCAAAGAGCGUACAGGAUCCAGAGAGCAUGGUUUGGGCAACUGCGGUGGCGCUUGCCUGGUUGGAGCACAGCUCUGCUAG